This is a messenger RNA of Cryptomeria japonica (Japanese cedar), 1581 nucleotides long. Its product is annotated as probable inorganic phosphate transporter 1-3. Gene Ontology annotation, molecular function: transmembrane transporter activity. Bases 1 to 1581 code for a protein of 526 amino acids. The transcript has a single exon. The record is from RefSeq and is a predicted model, not a curated record. Gene Ontology annotation, biological process: transmembrane transport. Gene Ontology annotation, cellular component: membrane. Lineage: Eukaryota; Viridiplantae; Streptophyta; Pinopsida; Cupressales; Cupressaceae.
AUGGCGCUCAAAGUACUGUCUGCACUCGAUAGAGCGACAACGCAGCUCUAUCAUUUCAGCGCAAUACUUAUCUCAGGCAUGGGCUUCUUCACGGACGCCUACGACCUGUUUUGCAUCCCGCCCGUUUCCAAUUUGCUUGGAAAGAUCUAUUACAAGAAAGAUAAUCACGGUAUGUUACCCAUUCAAGUAAAAGCUUUGGUUAACGGAACAGCUUUAUUCGGAGCACUGGCAGGCCAACUGUUCUUCGGAUGGCUUGGCGACAGGAUGGGGCGAAAGAAGGUCUAUGGAAUUACUCUCAAGUUGAUGGUCAUGAGUUCGAUUGCUUCGGGCUUUUCCCUCGGCUGCUCUCGCAAGUCUGUAUUGACAUGCUUAUGUUUUUCCAGGUUCUGGCUGGGGUUUGGCAUUGGCGGGGACUAUCCACUCUCUGCAACAAUCAUGUCGGAAUACGCAAAUACUAAGAGCAGAGGAGCUUUUAUGGCUGCCGUAUUUUCAAUGCAGGGUCUUGGAAUUAUUGCUGGAAGCAUAGUUGCUAUUAUUGUCAGCAAAUGUUUUGGAACAGGGUACGCAAUUCCAUCCGAAAAGCAGCAGGACAUGGUGUGGAGGAUAAUCCUGAUGUUUGGAGCAGUUCCUGCAGGCUUAACAUAUUAUUGGCGAAUGAAAAUUCACGAGACAGCUCGUUACACGGCGCUCGUGGCUAAAAACGCCAGGAAAGCAGCAGCGGAUAUGUCUAAAGUUCUUCAUGUGGAUAUUGAGGAAGAUGAAGACAGUGUUUUAAGUAUCGAAAGCCUGGAGGAACAAUUUGGGUUGUUUUCCUUGGAUUUCGUAAAGCAUCAUGGGCUACAGCUGCUGGGCACUACAUCCACUUGGUUUUUCGUGGACGUUGCAUUUUACAGCAGUAGUUUGUUGCAGGUCGACUUAUACCGCAAUACAGGAUUGUUGCAGAAAUCGUCUGAAUAUAAAAAUCCGGUGCAUGAAGUUUUUCUGAGUGCGAGGGCGCAGGCGUUGGUUGCCUUGUGGGGAACUCUGCCGGGGUAUGUAUUCACCAUUUUUCUAGUAGAUCGUAUUGGCCGGCGUAUAAUUCAGCUUGUUGGAUUUUUUUUCAUGUCAGCGUUUUUAUUUGCCCUUGCCUUCGCAUACAAACAUUGGGUAAAUGAAUCGAAAGGAGGAUUUAUUGCGAUUUAUUCUCUGAUAUUUUUCUUUACUAACUUUGGUCCCAAUACAACGACUUUUAUUGUGCCGGCGGAGUUAUUUCCUGCUCGACUGCGAUCAACCUGCCAUGGCAUUUCUGCAGCUGCUGGAAAAGCAGGCGCCAUAAUUGGAGUACUCGGCUUCUUGUAUGCAUCGGAAACCAAUGAUAAGAACCAGGAUCCAUUUGGAGUUGGAGAAAAUGACCAUCCGAGGGGCAUAGGACAGGGAGACGCCUUGAUUAUUCUUGCAGUAGCAAGCUGCCUCGGUUUUUUGUGCAGCUUUCUGAUACCAGAAACAAUGGGGAGGUCUUUGGAGGAAAACGAAGUACAGGUAUCUCGAUCUACAGAUGAAGUGGAACUCCAGGCUGACUUUGACAAGCAUAACUUAAUAUAA